CNAAACCGGAUAAACCUCUCACGUUUAUCAUGGACACUGUAAUAAUUCAACCCGAACCAUAUGGUGUGGCACUGAUAAUAGGUGCAUGGAACUACCCCGUACAACUAUGUUUGGCACCGCUUUCAGGAGCCAUUGCGGCUGGAAACACAGUCGUUCUGAAACCAUCAGAAAUAGCUCCAAACACUGCAAAAGUUAUAGCACAACUCUUACCCAAAUAUCUAGAUUCUAAAUGUUACCAUGUAGUAAAUGGGGGAAUACCAGAAACUACCGAACUAUUGGAACAAAGAUUCGAUUAUAUAUUCUACACCGGAAACUGCAAUGUGGGAAAGAUAAUUCACAGGGCAGCUAGUAAGUACCUCACUCCUGUCACUCUUGAGUUAGGUGGAAAAAGCCCGGUGUACAUCGACUCGACGGCCGACUUGGAUUUGACGGCGGCCAGAGUUCUUUUUGGACGUUUCGCCAAUGCUGGUCAAAGCUGCAUUGCACCAGAUUACAUCCUGUGCUCAAAAGAAAUAGAAACAAAAUUCAUAGAGGCGUGUAAAAGAUGCAUGACAAAAUGGUAUGGUGAAAAUAUAAAAGAAUCUCCUGAUUAUGGAAGGAUAGUAAACAGAAAUCAUUUUCAAAGGAUAGUGAAACUUUUGGAAGGAUCCAAGAUUGCUGUUGGUGGUAAACAUGAUAUCGACGAUUUGUACAUUGAGCCCACGAUACUGCAAGAAGUCAAACCAACAGAUCCUGUUAUGCAGGAAGAAAUAUUCGGGCCUAUUCUUCCUAUUGUUAACAUCGACAAUGCUGGUAACGCCAUUGAUUUCAUCAACGAGAGAGAGAAACCGCUAGCCUUAUAUAUAUUUUCUAACGACAAAACAAUCCACGACCUCUUCUUAAAGAACACCUCCAGCGGAAACAUGCUAAUCAACGAUACUAUGAUGCACUUCAGUUGUGAAACCAUACCUUUUGGAGGGGUUGGUAACAGUGGAAUGGGAGGUUACCAUGGAAAAUUCUCGUUCGAUACGUUUUCUCACAUGAAAGGCACCCUCAUUAAAAAAUUGGACAAAGUGGGAGAAUACUUGAACGCAGCAAGAUAUCCGCCAUUUUCGGAGAGCAAGAUGAACUUUGUCGUAAAUGCUACCAAGAAACGGCCAUCAAUUCCAGGAUUGAGGUAUUUUUCUACGUUUGUCAUCUUUGGACUUGGAGUCGCUUCGGCACUCAUAAGUAAAUGUAUGUUGAAAUGUAUAGAAACUAGGAAAAAUGAAUAAAUAUUUUUGAAACGGUUAAA
Leptinotarsa decemlineata (Colorado potato beetle) is the source of this 1273-nucleotide messenger RNA. Its product is annotated as aldehyde dehydrogenase, dimeric NADP-preferring. Lineage: Eukaryota; Metazoa; Arthropoda; Insecta; Coleoptera; Chrysomelidae. Gene Ontology annotation, cellular component: cytoplasm. Gene Ontology annotation, molecular function: aldehyde dehydrogenase (NAD+) activity. The record is from RefSeq and is a predicted model, not a curated record. Gene Ontology annotation, biological process: aldehyde metabolic process.